Messenger RNA from Beauveria bassiana ARSEF 2860, 561 nucleotides. RefSeq lists its product as uncharacterized. The coding region runs from base 1 to 561 and encodes 186 amino acids. NCBI's taxonomy places the organism in Eukaryota, Fungi, Ascomycota, Sordariomycetes, Hypocreales, Cordycipitaceae. The transcript has a single exon. The record is from RefSeq and is a predicted model, not a curated record.
AUGCGUACGUGGUUUCGCAAGCUUCGCAAUGUGCCACAUGGAGGUAACGACACCUUCCGAGACAGGGACAAGAAGAGACUAGAAGAUUUUGUCACCGACUAUGCCUUUUGGGAUCCUCAGAGAGACCAGGCUCAUAUCUAUAGACUGUCUUCACACAUCAACCACGCUUGUCAAAUGUGUGCCAACGCUGGUUUCUGGGUGGACUCUGCCUAUCCCCACCGCAUAGUCGUCACGCUGGUCCGGGGAGUCAGGCAUGGCGACGAGAUAUUCAUUUGCUACGGCAAGACGAAUACACCUUAUGGCUGUGCGCUUUGCCAACGAGGACAGAGACUGGACCGCAGAAUCUGGGCUUUCGUCAAGGACCUUUGCACACGCCAACACAAAGCAACCCCGAAUCGAUAUGAACAAAAUCUGGGAAGGACUCACCACCCCGCGGAAUUAGUCAACGCGAGGCCCUCUUCGCGCACGUCCGGCGGCUCACGCACGUCCGGCGGCUCUGACAAAACGCUGGUGCAUAAUGGAAUCGACGACCGACUCCUCCUACCAGACAGCUGGAGCUAG